CAAUCCAGGAUAUUAUUUUUAGCUGUCGCUAUACAACUGCACUUCCCAAUCCCCGAGACAUAGCCCUUACACUUCUGCAACAACAUACUCCUCUUCUCCAACUCCCUACCUUACCAUUCCAAUACCAAAACACCUUCGCCUAUUACCUUAAUGAACCUCAAACCUUUAGUUUUGAAGAACUAGGAAACUUUAGUCAAUUCUUUAGAAAUUUAGAAAGUCCUAUCUUGCAAGCCACCUCUACAGACAACAGUGUUCACAUAACUGCUUUAUUAGAAGACACUCAUCACUUCUACGAACCAGAAGAUAGCCUUCUCCUAUAUAGUGAAGAAGUCACUUACCAAACCCCACUAGAAACUAAUGAUACUCCCUCUUGGAUUAUUCAUCUUGACCAAGAAAAUAUUCUUGAACCUAGGAAUUCUAGUAACGAAGGACCAGACUCAGACUACGAAUUAAAUAUUGACUUAGCUGACCUUGUCUACACUGCCCCACCUUCUCCACCUCCU
Cetraspora pellucida is the source of this 503-nucleotide messenger RNA. Lineage: Eukaryota; Fungi; Glomeromycota; Glomeromycetes; Diversisporales; Gigasporaceae. The record is from the annotation of a GenBank genome assembly.